Salvelinus fontinalis (brook trout) is the source of this 4507-nucleotide messenger RNA. Its product is annotated as stimulator of interferon genes protein-like. Gene Ontology annotation, cellular component: endoplasmic reticulum membrane; autophagosome. The transcript is spliced from 7 exons. Gene Ontology annotation, biological process: innate immune response; defense response to virus; positive regulation of type I interferon production. Bases 587 to 1786 code for a protein of 399 amino acids. The record is from RefSeq and is a predicted model, not a curated record. NCBI's taxonomy places the organism in Eukaryota, Metazoa, Chordata, Actinopteri, Salmoniformes, Salmonidae. Gene Ontology annotation, molecular function: 2',3'-cyclic GMP-AMP binding; cyclic-di-GMP binding.
AGAAUAAGCCCGCACAAAGAGCAGGCGGUCAUACCGGCUUAAAUAGCCCAACUAAAACCUAAACAAGAAACAGGUGUAACCAAUAAGACAAAAACAACAGAAAAGGGAAAAAGGGAUCGGUGACAGCUAGUAGACCGGUGACGACGACCGCCGAGCACCGCCCGAACAGGAAGAGGAGCCACCUUCGGUGGGAGUCGUGACAUACUCUCUUUCUCUAUCACUCUCUUCAUAUUUGUAUCUCUUUAUCUUCCUCUCUCUAUCUCUUUAUCUUCCUCUCUCUAUCUCUUUAUCUUCCUCUCUCUAUCUCUUUAUCUUUCUCGAUCACUCUCUAUCGCUCUCUAUUCAUCUUUAUCGCUCAUUGUGUGGGAUAUAUUGCCUCACUGCCACCUCUGUCAAACUGAAAAUGAAAGUAUUACCCAAGUUUGUAUAACACAAAGGCAUGGAAGGAGAGAAAGAACAGUAAGAAAGAACGUGGACGACGCAGAGACGCUGGCUCUGAGUUAUAAUCUCCAGUGAACUCUUUAAUUCUUGGAUUGUCUCUGUUGUUCUGUGUUCUGGAACUGGGACCACUCAAAACAGGAGAAAGAUGCAGCAAUUGGGAGGGGAGGAGUGUCUGGUCCCUCAGCCUCGUGGGAGUUUACCCAAAGCCGGUGCGAUAGGAUUGGCUUCUGUGGUGACGGCGGCUAUCUUGGUUUGGGAGCCUGAGGGCUUCUUCAGACACGUUUCCGCAGCGAUACUCAUCCUGACUGUGGGGCCCUUGCUGCACGGAGUGUUUCUUCUCUCAGAGGAAUGUCUUCAUCAUGCAACUACCAGGUACCGUGGUCGGAGGCUGGGUCAAAUGGUGACAGCCUGUGUGGGUGUAUGUACCCUCCUGGGUGUGGGGUUGGCAGUGCUGCUGUUUAUCUUGACCAAGACCCAGCCCUGGAGGGACCAGUGGAGCAUGGUUAUCCUGGCCUGUGUCCUCUACCCUCUGCUCAAAACCCUGGGAGUACUGGGUCCGUCUGAGGUGGAGGUGUCAGAGAUCUGUGAGACGAGAAAGAUGAACGUGGCUCAUGGCCUGGCUUGGUCUUUCCACCUGGGCUACCUCAACCUGGUUCUGCCUCGGUUGGAGGGUUCUAUCACAGCGUUCCGUGCUUCACAUAAUGCAGGUCCGUUUGAGACCAGGGGUUCCAGAAAGCUCCUCAUUCUCCUCCCUCUCAACGCAAACAUUACUCACACGCUGGAGGACGAGGACACCAACAUCCAUUUCCAUGACAACCUCCCUGACACAGAGAUCGACAGGGCAGGUGUCCGGGGGCGUGUCUACAAGCACAGUGUCUACACCGUAUUGGACAAGGACAGACAGGCCCAUCACUGUGUUGUGGAGUAUGCCACCCCUCUGCUGACCCUGUAUAAGAUGUCUCAGGAGAGCAGUGCAGGGUUUGGGGAGAAGGACAGGAGAGAGCAGGUGCUGCUGUUCUACAGGACUCUACAGGACAUACUGGACCGCUCACUGGAGUGCAGGAACCGCUACCGACUCAUCCUCCUCAACGAUGAACAUGAGGAUGACCCUCACUACCUGUCCAACUCCAUUCUGAAGAACCUGGAUCAGCAGGAGAAAGAAGAGUUCUAUGUUCCCCCUUUCAUCCCUCAGCCUGAGGUGGAACACCCAUUCUAUGCCCUGCCCAUCAUAGACGACUGGCGCCGAGCUAAGCCAAUGAGCAGGAUGCCUACGAUCAUGAUCAGUCAUGACAUGCCACGUACGCUCAGGGAACCGGUUGAGAAUUCGGAAGACCUUUCUCCAUGAGACAGGUCUAGAGAGAUAAACUAAAUAACUUGCACUUAUGCACAACAGCAGCAGCACUAAACCAGGCUGCAAGGUAGGAAGCACUCAAAGCCAUCUCAAAGUAGAGCAACAAGGCAUUGCCUUCCCCUUUACCCUGCCACUCAUUGCUUAACAUACAGUGCAUUUGGAAAGUAUUCAGACCCCUUGACUUUUUCCACAUUCUGUUACGUUAGUCUUAUUCUAAAAUUGAUUAAAUUGUUUUUCUUCCUCAAUCUACACACAAUACCCCAUAAUGACAAAGCAUAAACAGGUUUUGUAGAUUUUUUGGGCAAAUUUAUAAAAUGUAUCAAAAUAAAUAUAACAUUUACAUAAGUAUUCAGACUCUUUUACUAAGCACUUUAUUGAAGCACCUUUGGCAGCGAUUACAGCCUCAAGUCUUCUUGGGUAUGACGCUACAAGCUUGUCACACCUGUAUCUGGGGAGCUUCUCCCAUUCUUCUCUGCAGAUCCUCUCAAGCUCUGUCAGGUUGGAUGGGGAGCGUUGUUGCACAGCUAUUUUCAGGUCUCUCCAGAGAUGUUCGAUUGAGUUCAAGCCCGGGCUCUGGCUGGACCACUCAAGGACAUUCAGAAACUUGUCCCGAAGCCACUCCUACGUUGUCUUGGCUGUGUGCUUAGGGUCGUGAACCUUCUCCCCAGUCUGAGGUCCUGAGUGCUCUGGAGCAGGUUUUCAUCAAGGAUCUCUCUGUACUUUGCUCUGUUCAUCUUUCCCUCGAUCCUGACUAGUCUCCCAGUCCCUGCCACUGAAAAACAUGCCCACAGCAUGAUACUGCCACCACCAGGCUUCACAGUAGGGAUGGUGCCAGGUUUCCUCCAGACGUUACAUUCAGGCCAAAGAGUUCAAUCUUGGUUUCAUCAGACCAGAGAAUCUUGUUUCUCAUGGUCUGAGUGUCUUUAGGUGCCUUUUGGAAAACUCCAUACAGGCUGUCAUGUGCCUUUUACUGAGGAGUGGCUUCCGUCUGGCUUCAUCAGACCAGAGAGAAGAGUCGUGGUGGUUCCAAACUUAUUCCAUUUAAGAAUGAUGGAGGCCACUGUGUUAUUGGGGACCUUCGAUGCUGCAGAAAUGUUUUGAUGCCUCAACACAAUCCUGUUUCGGAGCUCUACAGACAAUUCCUUCAACCUCAAGGCCUGUUUCUUGCUCUGACAUGCACUGUCAACUGUGGGACCUUAUAUAGACAGGUGUGUGCCUUUCCAAAUCAUGUCCAGUCAAUUGAGUUGAGUUUACCACAGGUGGACUCCAAUCAAGUUGUAGAAACAUCUCAAGGAUGAUCAAUGGAAACAGGAUGCACCUGAGAUCAAUUUAGAGCUCAUAGCAAAGGGUCUCAAUACUUAUGUAUUUAUGUUUUUUAUGUUUUCGCUUUGUCAAUGUGGGGUAUUGUGUGUACAUUGAUGAGGUAAAACAUUUAUUUUAUAAAUUUUAGAAUAAGGCUGUAACGUCACAAAAUGUGGAAAAAGUCAAGGGGUCUGAAUACUUCCGAAUGCUCUGUACGAGGGUCAGAUUGCAUACAAACAGAGGAAUCAUUUUACAUUUUAGUCAUUUAGCAGACGCUCUUAUCCAGAGCGACUUACAGUAGAGUGCAUACAUUUUAUUACAUUUUACAUACUGAGACAAGGAUAUCCCUACCGGCCAAACCCUCCCUAACCCGGACGACGCUAUGCCAAUUGUGCGUCGCCCCACGGACCUCCCGGUUGCGGCCGGCUGCGACAGAGCGCGAACCCUGCACAGCCUGGGCGCGAACCCAGAGACUCUGGUGGCGCAGCUAGCACUCUGACGACUGCGCCACCCGGGAGACCCGGGAAUAACAGAACAUUGUUAAUGGUGUAACACAAUCCUGUGUUGGCUGUAACGUUUGGCCACAUACUGUAAGUGUUGUGUUUCUGUAUGUAUACAAACAAACAGAAUUCAGGGUCAAGUUACAACAACAACACUGCUCAUUCCUCUCAUUGUGUGCAUGUUGUUCUACACUCAGUUCUGUAAUUCAUCUGUCCGUACUGUAUGUAUGGGCUCCCGAGUGACGUGGCGGUCUAAGGCGCUGCAUCUCAUUGCAAGAGGUGUCACUACAGUCCCCGGUUCGAAUCCAGGCUGUAUCACAUCCGGCCGUGAUUGGGAGUCCCAUAGGGCAGCGCACAUUUGGCACAGCGUCGUCCGGGUUUGGCCGGGGUAGGCCGUCAUUGUAAAUAAGAAUUUGUUCUUAACUGACUUGCCUAGUUAAAUAAAGGUUGAAUAAAAAAUAACGCUUUGAUGGAUUUACAUUGUUUGCACAGACAGAAUGUGCAUGCUUGAACCAUGGGGCAGAGAGGAGAGAGAGAAGGGGAGAGAAGAGAGAGCCUGAGGGACACUGAAUAGUAACAGCCUAAUUAUUCCAAAUAGUAGUGGUACGGAAGUAGGGGUGAUGGUAAUGAUAGCAGUUUAAUGACGGUGGUAGUAGUAUUACUGAUGUAAUGGUGAGAAUGACAGUUAGUUAUAGUUUCAUUUUAUGUGUUUAAACUUUUAUCUUUAUUAUAUUUCUACUAUUGACUGUUACCAUUUUAUUGUUGUUAUUAUUUUUUAUUUAUAUGUAAUUUAUUUACUACCAUUUUAUAUUCUUAUUAUUCAUUAUUUUAUUACAAUGUAUAAUGUAUACAUUGUUGCUUUUGCAAUGUACAACGCAAUGUUUUUCAUGCCAAUAAAGCAACUUGAAUUUGA